This is a messenger RNA of Hibiscus syriacus, 2265 nucleotides long. RefSeq lists its product as uncharacterized. NCBI's taxonomy places the organism in Eukaryota, Viridiplantae, Streptophyta, Magnoliopsida, Malvales, Malvaceae. Bases 186 to 974 code for a protein of 262 amino acids. The transcript is spliced from 2 exons. The record is from RefSeq and is a predicted model, not a curated record. Gene Ontology annotation, molecular function: zinc ion binding; nucleic acid binding.
UUAAUUUAUAUAUAAGGAAAAUAUGGCUAUUCUCUCUUAACCUUCUUACGAUCCCCGUAACCCUAAAACCCCAAAAAGCCAAGAUGAUGACCCGCCUGAUGAAGGUGGAUCCCCAAUAAAUAUCGAGGAAGCAAUCCUAAUGGAUAUCCCUAUAUCCUCUGUAGCAAUUGAUUCUUAUCCUGCUGAUGCAGGAAAUCUCGAUGAAGCAAUGGCACAAGCAGGAACGAGAAGCAAACCCUUACAAAACCUUCCUCAUGAAUAAUACCAUUGUCGACCGCUGUUAUGAUGAAGAUAUUCUCGAUGAUGAGGACAUCGAGAUCCAGGAGGGUGAAGUUGUUCGCAGCAUAAUUGAUGGUUUGAUUUUGAUCGAUUUCUCUGAUCGAAUCAAUUCUCUGGCAGCAAAGUCCCUGGACCAGACGGUGGUUCUCAAACUCCUAGGGCGACGCAUCGGCUACAACACCCUGAAAUCCAAGAUCUGUGAACUAUGGAAACCAAAAUUAGCAAUCAAACUUAUGGACGAUCUUUGGCCACUACUUGACUGUCGAACCAUGGACGGAAGAGUUUUCGCCAUCAAAUCCGUAUCCGAGGAAGAUCAUGGCUUGGAUUCGUUUACCUGGUCUACGGAAACCCUUUACAAGCGCAGCAUUAUUACUGAGAUUGGGGAAUGCAUCGGUAGAGUUAUUCGCUUGGGUUACCAAACUGAGAGCGGUAGAGUUAUUGCUCGUUUGACGAUCAAUAUCGAUCUAAAUAAGCCUUUAAUUUCAAAGCUCGUUGUCAAUGGGAGAAUCCAGAUAGUAGAAUAUGAAGCUCUGCCAGCAAUCUGCUUCAGUUGUGGAAAAUAUGGCCAUUUACAAGAUUCUUGCCCUAGUGCUUCAUCUACCCAAAAGCAUGAGGAAACCGUGGCCCCGCAAGCCGAUAAUUCGGCCAAGAAAGAUGACUCGAUGUUUGGCUCCUGUAUGAUCUUUGAAAAAUGACAACGUCGACCAUCAAAGAAAACUCAGACUCUACCAAAGAUCAACACCAACAUCGAAAUUUCGGAAUCUGGCUUUAAUCCGAUUUUUGAACCAAUAGAUGACCAUCAAAAUCCGGAUACUACUGGAAUAACCCCGAAUCGAAGUUCUCCUCGGCUGACCAAGGAACGUGUAAUUCCUAAGAAUGCCCCCAAGCAAAAGGGCAAAUCCAUCGUGGUUCAAAAGCAGCAAAAAAUGUCCCAUACAAGAAGGCCUCUCACUAUCUCUCUCGGAUAUUCCUAUAUCUCUCAAGAAUUCUAACAAGGCUAGCCGCUCUCGGAAACACCCAACUACUACUCUUGACUCUUCUCACCUUACUGCCAAUGUUAUAGAUGAGAAUGCAAACCCAAAUGUCCACAACCUUGAGAUGGACAAGGCCCCUGGCUUAUAUUCUCAAUCCAUGACUCAAUCCAAUGACCCCUCAGAAGCUACUGGAAUCACGUAUGGAGCAAAAUUUGAUACAUGCUUUGGUGAAUCAACAAAACAGUAGUGACAUAAUCAUUUGUAAUGGACAAGUCUCAAAUAAGGGAGACAUGCAACGACUUACUCUUUGUUUCUUCGGAGUUCUUUAUUCAUCUUUUAUAAUUUUUUUUAUGAAUUUUAAAGCUCUUUAUUGGAAUGUGCAGGGCUGCGGCCAUCCGAAAUUCACCUCCACCGCGAAGCAAUAUCUUCGAGACUCUUGUCCUGAUUUAGUUGUUUUUGUUGAGCUACGCGUCAGUGGCAGGCAGAUUAUGUUAUCAGUUCUUUGGGCUUUUCAUACUCCCACUGCAUAAAGGCUGAUGGCUUUUCAGGUGGGAUUUGGCUAGCGUGGUAUGAUUUUAUCCAUAUUGACGUUCUUUUCAACCAUUUUCAGUUCAUCCACCUCCGUAUUACCAUUAAAAGCACCAACAAGUCUUUCAUGGCCACCGCUGUUUAUGCUAGCCCCAACGGCACUAAAAGGAUUGCUCUCUGGACUCACCACUGUUUAAGAGCUAUCGCCCGAAUCCGAAGCAAUGCUUGGAUGAUCGAUAUCAAAUGGAUCCCAUGAGAGGCAAACCGGCCUGCUUAUGCCCUCGCCAAGCUCCCCCAACGACCAUUUGGAUGUUUUAACAACUCUGGAAGACCCCCUACUGGUCUGCAACAGCUCCUGUGUAGUGAUCAUAUGGAUCCUGCUUUGCAAGCCCCACUUAUUUAGGCUUCUACUCUUGUCAUAUUCAAAAAAAAAAGGGGGGGGGGUUGGGGUAAAUGCCCACAUUUUAAAUCAGGUCAAGUUUAG